Molecule: messenger RNA, 1541 nt
Organism: Mus pahari (shrew mouse)
Lineage: Eukaryota; Metazoa; Chordata; Mammalia; Rodentia; Muridae
Gene: Yrdc
Product: yrdC N6-threonylcarbamoyltransferase domain containing
Exons: 5
Coding region: 23-865 (280 amino acids)
Biological process (GO): regulation of translational fidelity
Cellular component (GO): cytoplasm
Molecular function (GO): tRNA binding; nucleotidyltransferase activity; double-stranded RNA binding
Source: RefSeq, a predicted model, not a curated record
UCCCGGAAGCGGCUCGCCACGGAUGUCUACUGCGCGUCCGUGCGCUGGGCUGAGGGCCGCCGUGGCGGCCGGCAUGGGGCUGAGCGACGGGCCGGCGAGCUCUGGCCGCGGCUGCCGCCUCCUACGCCCUCCGGAGCCCGCUCCGGCGCUGCCGGGGACCCGGCUGCUGCGGCUUCCGGAGAGCGAGGCCGCGGAGGCCGCGAGCCCCGAGCGCUCCGGCUGGACCGAGGCGCUGCGGGCCGCCGUGGCCGAGCUGCGCGCCGGCGCCGUGGUGGCGGUCCCGACCGACACGCUCUACGGCCUGGCCUGCUCGGCGAGCAGCUCGGCGGCCCUGAGCUGCGUGUACCGCCUCAAAGGCCGCAGCGAGGCCAAGCCGCUGGCCGUGUGCCUGGGCCGCGUGGCCGACGUCUACAGGUACUGUCAGGUGAGAGUACCCAGGGAGCUCCUGGAAGACCUGUUCCCAGGCCCUGUGACCCUGGUGAUGGAACGCUCCGAGGGGCUCAACAAAGACCUGAACCCCUUUACUCGUCUUGUUGGCAUCCGGAUUCCUGACCAUGCCUUCAUGCUGGACUUGGCCCAGAUGUUUGGGGGACCACUUGCACUCACUAGUGCCAACCUCAGCUCCCAGGCCAGUUCUCUGAGUGUUGAGGAGUUCCAAGACCUCUGGCCUCAUCUGUCCCUUGUCAUUGAUGGGGGGCCAAUUGGCGAUAGUCAGAGCCCUGAGUGUCGCCUUGGCUCUACUGUGGUUGACUUAUCUGUGCCUGGAAAGUUUGGCAUCAUUCGCCCAGGCUGUGCCCUGGAAAACACUACAGCGGUCCUCCAGCAGAAAUAUGGGCUGCUCCCUUCACAGGGGUCCUGUUCAUGAAACUUGGGGGGACCCAAGGACCAUGCUGGAUACUAUGUGUCUGCUACUGGAUGGCAAAGCCUCAUUGGCUGAGGUUCCUACAUCUAUAGCCUAGCUUUUUAGGCAGCAUCCUUGGCUGUGAAUCCUGUAGGCCAGCCAGAAGCUGCAGGGUGAGCCUUGCCCCCAGGGGAAGGUUAUAUUUAUUUACUCUGUAGAUUCAUUUGUCAACCAAGAAUUAAAUGGAGGGAAGAACAUUCUUAGAGUGGCCUUAUUAUUUUAAGUGCCCCCUCUCACUCCCACCCCCUUUAAGUAACUUGAGUACAGAAUUAGAAUGCAUUAAGAGCUGCUUUCUGGGGAACAGUGACAUUUGAUGUCAAACCAGCCAGAAGCACUAAUGCAGUCUAGAAGUCUUAGGACCAAUGCAGCAAAGUCUUGGAGCCAAGGGCAAAGCUUUCUGGGUACAGGGGAGUGGUUAUUGGGGGAAUUAUUCUAGGAGUCCCAAGUGAAAUAUUAAAAAAUAAAAUCUUGACUUUUUACAGCCAGUGACUUUCUAAUUUAUUGGUAUAGUUCUAUGUGUAAUUUAUUUAGCUUCAUUGUUAAUGCAGAAGCCUUUUAUCCUUGUUCAUGUGUAUACCAAGUAUUUACAUAAUUAUUUUGGGGUAUUUGAACUGUAUUUUGUUAUUAAAUAUUGCUUCUA